UUGAUAUUCUUGGAGUUCUCAAGCAGUUUAAGCUGAACCGUGAUCACUAGUCGAAGCACACAGUUAGUUAGCUUCUUGACUUCUGGCGCGAUCGAUCAGAAUCAGUUAAACGGCGUGUUUAAAACUCAUGUAGUAUUACGCACGCUGGCAGAAUUAGAUGGUCGACGAUUUCGCGCUCACGUACUUGUUAUCAAUCCGCCAAUGAGCCGGCAGAAAUUACUAAAAACCAAACCACACUCAACGUUUGGCCGGAGUUCAAUGUUAUCGCGAUUACUCGCUCGCUGACUGGCGCAAAUGUUUCGCAUAAACGUUUCUAAUCGUAGUGCCUCAUUCUUCAACGCAAAGAGUUUCAGUUAAAAGCACUAGACGAAGUAAAUUCCCAUGACUAGUGCGAAUUUGACAACGGUUGAGGGAAGUACAUAAAGUAAAACACACAAUCGGGCAUAGUUUCUGUCACAAUUACACAUAAAAGCAAUUAAUUCAAUUGAGAAAUCAAACAUCAUAAAUGCGAAUCUUAUCGCGCUCUCCGAUAGCCAGCAGCAUAUAGCCAACCAUCCAUUCAGCCCCAAGUCUAGUUCGUUUCCGAGUGCCAUAAUUUGUGUUUAGUAUCGUUUGCCAUUGCCAUGUCGCAGAUCUAUCAGCUUUCUGAGGUUGCCGAAAAUAAUGGCAAGGGCGGCAAACCCGUGUGGAUCAUCUACAAGGGCAACGUCUACGAUGUGACAAGCUUUCUGAAGGAUCAUCCUGGAGGUGCUGAGCUCAUACUCGAGGUGGCUGGCAAGGAUGCCACCAAAGCGUUCAAUGGUGCCGGACACUCUUCGGAUGCGGUUAACGAUUUGAAAAAGUACAAAAUCGGCGAAGUGGCCAUCAAUUCACAGCCAACAGCAAAGUCAGCGCCACCAGCAGCAGCUAAAUCGCCAGCAAAUGAAAAAUUGCCACCAAAGGAGCCAAUGAAGGAGUCUUCUUCAUCCGGUUUUCUGUGCUGUUGUUGAGAGAACAAACAUCAACUAAGUCAAUGAAGGAGUUGUCCUCAUCGGAACGGAGAGAACAAGAGCAUCAUCAUUAAUUUGACAACUGAAAUAAUGAUUGUGUUUAUUAACAUAGUUCAGGUCGUUUUAGUAAUUAAUUAAUUAUAUAGUAGUUAACUAACACACUCAUCCAUCAUAGUCAUUUAACUAAUACGAAUAGAAUAUAAGAUCAACUUUGCGUAUCGCAAUUGUGUAUAAACUUCAGUUAAGCUUUUCCAAAAUAAGCUCGCUUUUCAUUUAUAAUUUUUUGUGUGGUUUUUUUUUUGCACUACAUAUGUGUAUAUUCGACUAAUUAAGCUGUUUUCUGUUCUGCAUCGUCAGCUGUUGUUGUUGUGGGUGAUGCCUCCUCUAGCAACACCUCGCAUGCCGCAUCGUAGAGUUCGGUGGCAAAA
Molecule: messenger RNA, 1417 nt
Organism: Drosophila sulfurigaster albostrigata
Lineage: Eukaryota; Metazoa; Arthropoda; Insecta; Diptera; Drosophilidae
Product: cytochrome b5
Exons: 1
Coding region: 624-989 (121 amino acids)
Cellular component (GO): intracellular membrane-bounded organelle; membrane
Molecular function (GO): heme binding
Source: RefSeq, a predicted model, not a curated record